AUGCCUGUUCUCCUAUACCUGCUGCCUCUACUACUACUACUACUAGUAUUUGGACUUGCUGUUAUAUGCAGUGAUGCAGCAGCUCUUGUUCCCAAUGUUGAACAUCCUACAAAUUGCAUAGAGAGUGAGAGAAUGGCCCUUCUUGAUUUCAAGAAGAACAUUAUUGAUCCAUACAACAACCUAUCUUCCUGGGUAGGACAUGCAUGCUGUUCUUGGGAUGGUGUUCAAUGUGACAACACAACUGGCAACAUCGUAGGACUGGCCCUGGGCCAGCACGGAUCAGUAAUUUUCCAUCUGCAGGGAGGUGAGAUCUCUCCAACUUUGCUUUCUCUUCAACACUUGAAUUAUCUUGACUUGAGUGGGAAUGACUUCAGAGGAACAAAUGUUCCAUCAUUCAUCAGCCAUUUCAAGGAUUUGAAGUACCUCAACCUUGCCAGAGCUGGCUUUGGAGGACCUGUUCCUUCCAGUUUUGGAAAUCUCUCCAGUUUGCAGACUCUUGACCUCUCAUAUAAUGAUGGAGUUUAUGUUGAUGAUGCUGCUCAUCAAUGGCUUUCUCAUCUUACUUCAUUGCAACACCUUGUUUUCAGUGGUGUCACCUUUAGCAGUCACUCAUCCAAUAGUUUGUUUCUAGCUCUGAACAAACUUCCUUCCAUAAAUGAGAUACGUCUGUCUGAGUGUCAGCUUCAAAGUAUUCCUCCUUCCAUUCCCCAUCUGAAUUUCUCAUCUCUCUUAGUUCUUGAUCUCUCGUUCAAUUCCAUCAAUUUCUCAGUGUCUCCCUGGGUGUUCAAUCUCAAAAGCCUUGAAUAUCUAGAUCUCAGUAACAAUAUUUUUGGGUCAUCUAUCUCUGCAGAUUAUUUGUCUAGUAAUUUUAGUACUGACAUAGCUAAAGGCGUAGGCAAUCUUUGUAACCUGAAAACUCUUGAUCUGUCCGACAGCAACAUGGGCAUGAGACUAGCAGAACUCAAUUUUACUGGGUGUAUUAAGGAUAGUCUGCAGCUCAUUUGCAUUUAA
Messenger RNA from Dioscorea cayenensis subsp. rotundata (Guinea yam), 1011 nucleotides. Its product is annotated as receptor-like protein EIX2. Gene Ontology annotation, molecular function: protein binding. NCBI's taxonomy places the organism in Eukaryota, Viridiplantae, Streptophyta, Magnoliopsida, Dioscoreales, Dioscoreaceae. The transcript has a single exon. The record is from RefSeq and is a predicted model, not a curated record. Bases 1 to 1011 code for a protein of 336 amino acids.